This is a messenger RNA of Phyllostomus hastatus (greater spear-nosed bat), 652 nucleotides long. RefSeq names its product PIGB opposite strand 1 (gene PIGBOS1). The transcript has 2 exons. NCBI's taxonomy places the organism in Eukaryota, Metazoa, Chordata, Mammalia, Chiroptera, Phyllostomidae. The record is from RefSeq and is a predicted model, not a curated record. The coding region runs from base 356 to 520 and encodes 54 amino acids.
CUGGGAAAGGGCAACUUCCGCGAACUCCCAAAGGUGGUGAUUUCGCCGCGGAGAGCUGCGGUUUUGGUCCGGGCUACUGAACUUUGCCUAGGGCUUGCCCGCAGUUUGCGGUAGGCAUUUCCCUGUGUCGCGGAGGUGCUGCCGGCUCCGGUUUUGCUGUCUGUGCGCCCCGGGAUCCGGAAACUGCUGGAAUGAGCGGAUAUCAUCACCCUUUGCGGGGACAGGCGGGAGGCGGGGUCAGUGAUUUGGAGUGAGAGCUGAACGGUGGGAGCUGUCUGAAUGAUCUGGAGAGAUUUCCUGAGUGGAGUGUAAUUUUUCAAAACCAUCUUUGCACUGUGUGGCAUUUAUUGAAAAAAUGUUUGGGAGAUUGACUUUUCCACAACUACUUUUUGCUAGCAUCCUUGGAAUUGCUGGAGGAAUAUAUAUUUUUCAACCGAUAUUUCAACAACAUUCCAGAGAUCAGAAGGAAUUAAAAGAGAAAUUGAAAGUGGCAGAGGAAUCAGAAGAGAAGACAAGUUAAUACUACAUGCAGUUAAACUGUAAUUGCUUCAAUUUCCUUUGAAAUUAUGCAUUGACUAUAAGUAGUCUUGUAAAAACUUCUCAAAAUAUAUGUUAAACAUAAAUAAAUCAUAGAUGAUGAUUUUUAAAACUA